Molecule: messenger RNA, 1229 nt
Organism: Pomacea canaliculata
Lineage: Eukaryota; Metazoa; Mollusca; Gastropoda; Architaenioglossa; Ampullariidae
Product: phospholipid scramblase 1-like
Exons: 6
Coding region: 90-857 (255 amino acids)
Biological process (GO): plasma membrane phospholipid scrambling
Cellular component (GO): plasma membrane
Molecular function (GO): phospholipid scramblase activity
Source: RefSeq, a predicted model, not a curated record
UUUACUCUCACCUGCAGCAACAUGGCGGUUGUGUGGGGUGGGACAUUGUCGCGCUUCUGUUAAAGGCAGAUAGAAAGCUAUUAUGAAUAAUGGGAGAAACAAAGGCAGUUAUCAGACAGCCCCAAUCAGACAAACAUUCGCUGGAGUUGUCAGAAUUGCCAUUUGCCUUUGGUUUAGGCGUCGAACAGUUGGAACAGCAGACGACAAAAACUAGACUCCUCCCGAUGCUUAAUAAAAUAACUGUAAAACAACGCUUACAUAAGCUUGAAGUCUGUUUUGGCUGUACUCGUAAUAACCGCUAUUGUGUUUACACUGAGGAAGGAGAUCAGAUUUAUUAUGUUUAUGAAGAUUCAGUAUGCCUUAUGCGCCAGAUGACUGGAGCAUUGAGAGGUUUAAUCCUAAAAAUGACAGAUGAGGAUCAGGAAGAUGUUUUAAUAAUGAAGCGACCAGCACGAUGCAGUAGCCGCUGUUUCUGGUCGUGUUGUAGCCUGCAGGUGAUGGACAUCAUUGUGCAACAGGACAAAGAAAAGGCUGCCACUAUUUAUGAAGUAUGGAGCUGCUGUAUUCCACAAUAUCGUGUAGUUAAUAAAGAAGGCAGUCUUUUGUGGAGAGUGAAAGGAGGCACUUGCCAUUAUCGGUGCUGCAGCCAGAUCCAUUUUGAAUUCUUGACGCCAGAUGGAGAGAGAGCAGCUGCUGUUAACAGAGAGUGUCAAGGUUGUGACGAACUAAUUGGCGCUUCAAACACAUUUAGCAUUCACUUUUCAGAUGAUCUGGAUGCAAGGCAAAGACUGAUCAUUUUGGGUAGUACUUUUCUGGUGGACCUAAACUAUUUUGAGAAGCAAAACAGAUGCUGGUAAAGGAGUCUGGUUGCAUGUGAGCAGCAACUUCAGUUUGCCUGCCAGUAUAAGAACAAAGAAUGAAGUAUCUGAGGUAGCUGAGGACUCAAAAUGUUACCAACUGAAGAUAGAUUCUUAAGGUGAAGGACAAUCCUCAAGCCGAGCUGCAGUUGAACACUGAUUGAUGGUCAGCUACCAAAUAAAUCAAUAAAUGAUCAUCAAGCAGAUGCUGUCAACAGUGGAAUCCCAUGCAAGAAGGUUAUGUCUGUUUCCUAAACAUUUGACUUAUGCAUGACGUUUUUCUUUUAAACGACCUCUUAUCAAAACCUUCAUGGGGUUCUUUGAACUGUGAUAUUCUUUUACUUAAUUCAAAUAAAAGCAAAACCAAACACA